Messenger RNA from Phascolarctos cinereus (koala), 2167 nucleotides. NCBI's taxonomy places the organism in Eukaryota, Metazoa, Chordata, Mammalia, Diprotodontia, Phascolarctidae. The record is from RefSeq and is a predicted model, not a curated record.
UUAGGAACAGAAUGAUUUGCUUUUGGUUUCAAUUUCUCUUGUCCCUUUCCUUCCCACUACAUAACAGAAGCGUUUUGAGAGGCAAAAAAGAGAAGAGAGGAGAGGAGAAGGAAGAGCAAAUAAAGGAAGAGCCGAGAGAAAGAGAAAACUUGUGAGAGCAUCCGGGAACAGUUUGGCUUGAAGCAACGUGAAAAAGGUGACUAUGGCAUCAGCAGUGCCCAUGAAGGCCCCCAUAUGUCUGGUAGAAAACAGCAAUGGAGAGCUGACAGUAAACCAGCAAGCCUUGCGGAUUCUUAGUUCCAUUAGCAAUCCAGUGGUGGUGGUAGCCAUUGUUGGCUUGUACCGUACUGGAAAAUCCUACCUGAUGAACAGGCUGGCAGGAAAGAACAAAGGCUUCUCCCUUGGCUCCACUGUGCAGUCUCACACAAAGGGCAUCUGGAUGUGGUGCGUCCCUCACCCCAGCAAAGCGGACCAUGUCUUAGUUCUGCUUGAUACCGAGGGCCUUGGAGAUGUGGAAAAGGGUGACUCCAAGAAUGACUCAUGGAUCUUUGCCCUGGCCAUCCUGCUCAGCAGCACUUUUGUCUACAACAGCAUGAACACCAUCAACCACCAGGCCUUGGAGCAGAUGCAAUAUGUAACAGAGCUGACAGAGCUAAUCAAGGUCAAAUCCUCACCUAAUGCUGUUGGAGAAGAAGACUCAGCAGAGUUUGUGGGCUUCUUCCCAGACUUUGUGUGGACUGUGCGGGAUUUCAUCCUGGAGCUUGAGCUAGAUGGCCACCCCAUCACCCCAGACGAGUACCUGGAAAAUGCCUUGAAACUCAGUAAAGGCAAAGAUCCCAAAGUUAAGAUGGCAAACCUUCCACGAGAGUGUAUCAGAAAAUUCUUUCCAAAACGGAAAUGUUUUACACUUGACCAUCCAACAAAUAAUAAGUCAUUCUUAGCGCAUCUUGAAGAUGUCCAAGAAAGCCAGCUGGAGCCUGCGUUCAAGUAUCAGGCAGCCAACUUCUGCUCUUACAUCUUUUCCAAUGCAAAAACCAAGACCCUUAGUGGGGGAAUCAUGGUCAAUGGGAAUCGGUUGGGAAAGCUACUUGAGACCUAUGUGAAGACAAUCUCUAGUGGAGACAUUCCCUGCCUAGAGAAUGCAGUGUUGGCAUUGGCUGAGACUGAGAACUCAGCUGCCGUGCAAAAAGCUGCCAAGCAUUAUGUAGAGCAGAUGGUGCUAAAGGUGGACUUCCCCACAGAAACCCUCCAGGACCUGCUAAACCUACACACAGACUGUGAGAAAGAAGCCAUCUCAAUUUUCAUGACACAUUCUUUCAAGGAUGACACGCACAAGUUCCAGAAGGAACUGGUGCAAAUAUUAGAAUCCAAGAAGGAUGAUUUCAUCCAUCAAAAUGAGGAAGAAUCAACCAAAUAUUGUCAAACUAAGCUUGAGGACCUCUCUCAGACCCUGAUGGAAGCCAUUUCUCAAGGCACCUUUUCUGUGUCAAGGGGUUACCAGCUCUACAGGAAAGAAAGAGAAAAAAUAACAAACAGUUAUCAUCAAUUUCCCAGAAAAGGGAUAAAGGCAGAUGAGGUCCUCCAAAGGUUUCUACAGUCACUGGCAAUGACAGAAGAAUCCAUCCUGCAGACAGAUCAAGCUCUCACUGAACAAGAGAAGGCCUUGGAAGCUGAACAGGUAAAAAGAGAAGCAGCAGAGAAGGAGAAGAAGUUGUUGGAACAGCAACAAAUGGAAAUGCAGCAGAUGGAAGCUCAACAGAGGAGUUAUGAAGAAAACAUCAACCAAUUGAAAAAGAGGAUAGAGGAAGAUAAGAUCCAGAUCCUGGAAGAACAGAAAAAGAUUCUGGAUCAUAAACUAAAGGAACAAAAGAAGCUGUUGGAGGAAGGGUUUCAUGUGAAAGCUGAAGAAAUGAAGAAAGAGAUGGAGGACUUACAAACAAAGAUUAAGGAUGCUGAGAGUGAAAAGUCCUCUGGGUGGUCCUCUUUUUUAGAUAGUUUUGGCACUGGAUUGAUGGCUAUAUUACCUGGUACAGGAAAAUUCAUUGGCUUGGGGAUAAAGGCGUUGGGCAAAUUGGUGUCAUAACCAAAUGGGUUUCAGUUUCUCAAAAAAAAAAAUUACAGAAUAUGUUUGUUCCACCUAAUAAAACAUGGCACUGAGACCUCUUUA